AUGGGUGGUACUCGUGAAAAGAAAGCUCAAUACUUCACCAAGUUAAGAGAAUUGUUAGAAAACUACAAGUCAAUCUUCAUUGUCGGCGUUGAUAAUGUCUCUUCUCAGCAAAUGCAUGAAAUCAGAAAGGCUUUAAGAAAAGAUGCUGUUGUUUUAAUGGGAAAGAACACUAUGGUUAGAAGAGCCUUGAGACAAUUCAUAUCUGAAUUGCCAGAAUACGAGAAGUUGUUGCCAUUCGUCAAAGGUAAUGUCGGUUUCAUUUUCACUAACAGUGACUUAAAAGAAAUUAGAGAUGUCGUUGUUUCCAACGUUGUUGCUGCACCAGCUAAAGCUGGUGCAGUCGCACCAAAGGACGUUUGGAUUCCGGCUGGUAACACUGGUAUGGAACCUGGUAAGACUUCUUUCUUCCAAGCUUUAGGUGUUCCAACCAAGAUUGCUAGAGGUACCAUCGAAAUUGUUUCAGAUGUUAAGGUUGUCGGAACUAAUGCUAAAGUCGGACCUUCAGAAGCUACUUUGUUGAAUAUGUUGAAUAUCUCUCCUUUCACUUACGGUAUGUCUGUUGUCCAAGUUUAUGACAAUGGCCAGGUUUUCCCAUCGUCCAUCUUGGAUAUCACAGAUGACGAAUUAGUCAGCCACUUUGUUUCUGCGAUUAACACUAUCGCAUCGAUCUCUUUGGCCGUUGGUUACCCAACAUUACCGUCUGUUGGUCACUCAAUUGUAAAUCAUUACAAGAAUGUUUUAGCUUUAUCUAUUGCAACUGAUUACACCUUCGAAGGUUCAGAGGCUAUUAAGGACAGGUUAGCUAACCCAGAUGCUUAUGCUGCUGCUGCUCCUGCUGCUGCUGCCGCUUCAAACGAAGCUGCUGCUGAAGAAGAAGCACCUGCUGAAGACGCUGAAGAAUCCGAUGACGACAUGGGAUUCGGUUUAUUUGAUUAA
This is a messenger RNA of Priceomyces carsonii, 936 nucleotides long. It is a transcript of the gene RPP0, whose product is annotated as 60S ribosomal protein uL10. Gene Ontology annotation, molecular function: large ribosomal subunit rRNA binding; structural constituent of ribosome. The transcript has a single exon. Gene Ontology annotation, cellular component: cytosolic large ribosomal subunit. NCBI's taxonomy places the organism in Eukaryota, Fungi, Ascomycota, Pichiomycetes, Serinales, Debaryomycetaceae. Gene Ontology annotation, biological process: ribosomal large subunit assembly; ribosome biogenesis; cytoplasmic translation. The record is from RefSeq and is a predicted model, not a curated record. The coding region runs from base 1 to 936 and encodes 311 amino acids.